Molecule: messenger RNA, 1989 nt
Organism: Drosophila nasuta
Lineage: Eukaryota; Metazoa; Arthropoda; Insecta; Diptera; Drosophilidae
Gene: Nup58
Product: nuclear pore complex protein Nup58
Exons: 2
Coding region: 127-1902 (591 amino acids)
Biological process (GO): nucleocytoplasmic transport
Cellular component (GO): nuclear pore
Molecular function (GO): structural constituent of nuclear pore
Source: RefSeq, a predicted model, not a curated record
GGUCACUCUGUUGUGAAAUAUAGUGAAUCGUGCGAGUUGUUUUAUUUGUCGAAUUUGUUAUUUAAUUAAAAAUCGAGCAGUGACAAAUACAAAAUUAGCGCUUAACCAAGUGAAUCCACUAUCAGAAUGUCUUUUUCGUUUGGCACACCAACAACGAACGCCGCCACAGCACCCGCAACAGGCGGCUUUAGUUUUGGCGCGCGACCCGCAACCAGCGCCCCGCCCCCCGCCUUUGGAGCAGCAACAGCUACAUCGAGUCUAGCCGGAGCAGCUACCGCUGCCAUCGGAGGAGCAGCACCCAAUUUCAGUUUCAAUGCGGGGCAAGUUGGUGCAGCGCCCACGCUCAGCUUUGGUUCACCAGCAGCAACUGCAGCUGCUCCAGCGUCGACUGGACUCGCGUUGCCUGCCUUUGGCAGUACCACAGCAGCGGCAGCGCCCGCUUUCGGAGCACCUGCCGCGGCACCGGCGUUUGGAGCAGCAGCGCCCGCCUUUGGCGCCACAGGAGCUCCUGCUUUUGGUGCAACAACUGCAGCGCCUGCUUUUGGUGCAGCAACUGCUGCGCCUGCUUUCGGUGCAGCAACUGCAGCGCCUGCUUUCGGUGCACCGGCCACAUCAACGGCUUUCGGUGCGCCUGCAGCUGCGCCCGCCUUUGGCACAACGGCUGUGGCACCGGCUUUCGGCGCAACUACAGCGGCGCCCGCUUUCGGAGCUCCUGCAGCUAGCUCAGCAUUUGGAGCGCCGGCUCCCGCGUUUGGCACCGCAACUGCCACCGUAGCGCCUUCAUUUAGCUUCUCUACGCCGGCAACAAGCGCACCAACCACAGCACCGCCCGCCUUUGGUGCGACAGCCAUGCCAACACUGGGCACUGCUGCUGGUGUCGGUGCAUUCUCCUUUAACAAACCCCAAGCAACAACGGCGGCUAGCUUGAACUUCAAUACAACCACAACGACAGCAACAGCGCAGCCUUUUAAUGCCAGCCUGCGUCUGGGUGGCACCAACACGCUAGCAGCAGCUCCCGCUAGUGGUGGCAUCUUUGGCAAACCGCUGACAACUGGCGCUCAGCCGGCGGCAGCGGCGCCAGCAUUUGUUGGUCUCGGCGGCAUCGAUGUGAGUGCAACGCAGCCGAAGCUGGGCGACAACAAGCAGGACGGCAUCAAGAUUAAGGAAACACAAGUACCCGAUGAGAUUGUCAAGACAGUGGACGCACUCAAGGCACAUAUCAAGCAGCAGAAAACCAUUUCCUCGGACAUUGGACGCACCUCGACCUCGAAGCUAAGCAACGUGAGUCACGAGAUCACCAAUCUGCGUUGGCUGCUGCAAAACGUGGCCAAUACGGUGGAUGCCAACAAUCGGCAGAUCAAACAGCUGCGCAGCGAAACAGCCAAGGCUAUUCAAUCACUGGAGAUGGCGCAGCGCACACAGGACACUCCUGCUGGUCUGCAGUUUGAGAACAGCGCACCCUUCCAGUACUUUCAGUGCCUGGUGGCCAAGUACGAGGAGGAUCUGAUAGCAUUCCGGCAGCAAAUCGCGCUAACCGAGAGUCACAUGCAUGCUUUGGCAAACCCACAAAGUGUUUCACCCGAAGAUCUGAAGCGCGGCUUUCGACAAAUCAAUGAAUCAUUUGUCUCACUGGCUGGGCGACAGCAUGAGCUGCAUCAGCGCGUAGAGGAACAGAAGGAGCACUAUUUAAAUCUGCGACGCUAUCGACUGCGCGAUGCCACCAAUGUGUUUGCCAGCAUCGAUAAUCCGCCUGAGCCGUUGAACGAACCACAGCGCAUUAGUAGCGGUCCGACGCCCUUCUCCAACAUCUCGGCCAUUAGUACACUAAAUAAAAGCUAUGCAUCUGCUUCUGCGGCAACGUCGGCCAAUGCAACCGCCUCCAAAUCGAUGGAUAGAUGGUAAUCUCGACAAUCUAUUGCCAUGGAUAGUUUUUAGUUGUUUUAUGCAAAGGAAAUGCCAAUAAAGUUAUUAUUCAUGCGAUUCCUCACA